Messenger RNA from Hemibagrus wyckioides, 1357 nucleotides. It is a transcript of the gene mrpl45, whose product is annotated as mitochondrial ribosomal protein L45. Lineage: Eukaryota; Metazoa; Chordata; Actinopteri; Siluriformes; Bagridae. Gene Ontology annotation, cellular component: mitochondrion. The record is from RefSeq and is a predicted model, not a curated record. The transcript is spliced from 8 exons. Bases 376 to 1281 code for a protein of 301 amino acids.
GAACACACCAUUGGUUUUAAUAUACAGCGAUGUUUGACUAUCGACGCGAGAAAAGAAAUGCCGAGGAACACAUUUCUAUCAUUUCUUAACGGUAUCCAUAACCUACUCUAUCAGAAUGGCCUGAUAUUCAGUGUUAUUGUGUCACAAAGAUGCUUUAGCACAUGACCAUGAGAGGAAUCAAGCUGGAGAUGCCUGACACCGCGUUGUUACUCUUACACAGUUAGGAUUUUUAGUAUAAGGUUCUUUAGUUACAGCAGCAAUCAUCAGGUGUCCAGUGUCCAGGUAAGAUCAUCUACUGCAGAUGAGACUGCAGGUCUUUAGAGUAUCCAUAUAGCACUAUAAACCGGUACAAGGCAACAGGAUGAAAGAUGAUCGAUGACCAGGCAGGUUUGGAAGUGUGUUGGGCCUUUCCUGGAUGUACAAUGGCCGCAGGCUGCACUGAUUCCUGUUCGCACCAAGAAGCGUUACUUCAUCCCUCCGGCUGUGGGGCUGAAGGAGAAGUCACAAUCUGAGCAGGAGGCGAGGGCUCGCGCCGCAGGAGUGGUCAUCAGACAGGAGUACAUGGAGAGACCCAUUAACAUCUCAUGCACGGCCGGAGUCUUUGAUCCGUACAUCCCUCCAGAGGGCGAUGCUCGUCUCUCCUCUCUGUCCAAAGAGGGUCUGAAACAGCGCACGGAACAGCUGCGACAGAGCGCAGCCUCACAGCUGGCGAUACGCAAAAUAAAGGAGCACGACUCGGAGUUCUCUUCUAAAGAGUUUGCCAUGCGAGCUCAGGAAAUCUUCAUCCAGGCUCAUUUGGCUCUAACACAGUUCAACAAAGAGAAACUCCAUUCUCUGGUCACGGAAAGGUGUUACCCUGAGAUGGUUCGAGGAAACAGGUUUAAAACACUCCGCUGGCGCUUUGUAGAGUCACUGGAGCCGCCGCGGUUGGUCCACGCCAGAUGCCCGGACAUGAUCAGUAAGGGCAAUCUGUACGGUCAAGUGACCAUCCGCAUGCACUCAAGACAGACUUUGGCGAUUUAUGACCGAUUUGGCCGUUUGAUGCUGGGAGAUGAAGAGGAGCCCAGGGAUGUCCUGGAGUACUUGGUGAUGGAGAGACACCUGGUCAACCCGUACGGUCUCUGGAGACUUCACGGCAAGAUUGUCCCUGCAUGGGCGCCACCUAAAGAACCCAUCCUUAAGACUGUUUUGAUCCCAGGCCCCAAGCUUAAACCAGAAGAGGAGUUUGAGACUCUUAAUUACGAGGUGCCUAAGCCCAAGGCGGUGCAAUGGCAUAAAUAAGCCAGAGGGUGGGGUGUUCAGUCGUCUUUGUACAGCUUUCAUUAUUGACUUGUGAAAUAAACUAAUGUUCCUGAAA